This is a messenger RNA of Trichoderma gamsii, 1593 nucleotides long. Its product is annotated as peroxiredoxin Q/BCP. The transcript has 5 exons. Gene Ontology annotation, molecular function: oxidoreductase activity; antioxidant activity. Bases 1 to 1593 code for a protein of 530 amino acids. The record is from RefSeq and is a predicted model, not a curated record. NCBI's taxonomy places the organism in Eukaryota, Fungi, Ascomycota, Sordariomycetes, Hypocreales, Hypocreaceae.
AUGCCUGUUGAGCUGCGCAAGCGCAAGGCCCCCGUGGCGCCGCCCGCGCCCGCGCCGACCAAGAAGAAGGCGGCUACCAAUAGGGGACGAAAGCCCGCCGCUUCCAAGGCAAAGGAGGACGCCAAGAAGCCGGAGCCCGAGGCGGACAAGAAGAAGCCAGCCAAGGACGAGGAGGCGACCGAUUCUGCGCCGGAGGACGCAGCAGCCGCCCCUGAGGGAGAACAAAAGGACGCCAAGGACGAGGAGAAGAAGCCGGCUGCUGCUGCGGGCAAGGUGGCUGUUGGCGAUGUCAUUGACCUUGAGGGAUUCGGCGGCGAGAUUCAGACGAAUGAUGGCGAAAAGACUACGCUAAAGAAGCUUGUUGAUGAUAGCAAGAGCGGUGUUGUUUUGUUCACGUACCCCAAGGCGUCGACUCCGGGAUGCACCACCCAAGUGUGCCUGUUCCGCGACGCUUAUGAGCCUCUGACUGCCGACGGCCUCGCCAUCUACGGCCUGAGCGCCGACUCACCCAAGGCCAACACCACCUUCAAGGAGAAGCAGAAGCUGCCUUACCCCCUCCUGUGCGACACCGGGGCGACUCUCAUCGCGGCCAUUGGCUUGAAGAAGCAACCUAAGGGAACCCAGCGCGGCGUGUUUGUCAUCAGCAAGGAGGGCAAGGUGCUUGUUGCCGAGCCUGGCGGUCCUGCUGCUACUGCGGAUAGAAUGUGGCAGUUUGCUGCUGUAGAGUACUUUGUAUGGAGAAGAUCAUGUUUCGUUGCUGUAUGGGUACUGGUAGACGCUGUCGGCAAAGCUUCGGCUAGACCCACCGCUAGCAUUGUCGCUGCUAACUCGAGAUCAACCAACUCGGAGCCAAUUCGCUCGACAUACAGCACUGCGACCAUCCCAUCGCUUCCGCAAGAUGGCUUCUCAAGCGGCAGCAAAGGCUGCUGGUGGCCUUGUUUCCAUCUCAAAGGUGCGAACAUUCCUGCUCGUUGUCGACGCUCUGCUGCCCCAAUUGGCGCAAAUCACGCUCCAUUCUGGCUCGCGGCUCGAGCUAUCAAGAUGAAUGAUGGAAGACGAUGGCUGAUUCCAAACCCGCAGAAACACACUCUUCAGUCCACCGGCAUUUGGGAGACGCUCCGAAAGGCCUUCGCCAUCGACCCCAACCGCUCCAACGGUGUCCCCCUCAAUCCUUACUUCCGAAACCCGACCCCCGGCGCCCUGGAACCCCAGACCUACGAUGAUCCCGUCACGAUUCCCGCCGGCGACAUCGCCGACAACCCCUACUGGAAGCGAGACGUCCGCCGCUCGUACCCGCAGCUCAGCGUCGUCAACCAGGGCCACGCCGUGUCGCUUCUGACGGUCGGCAGCGCCGCGAAGCCAAAGGUCGAGCUGAUUGGCGAGGCCGGCGAGCAGGCCCUCGUGGCUGCGCAGAAAGAGGGAGAGACUGGACUGGCUACGUUUUUCGAAAAGGCCUCCAAGGAUGUGGCAAAGGAUGUGUUUGUCGACGGCCUGCCACCUCUGCCCAGCGGACAGACGUUGGUGUCGGGAGCGUGGGAUGUGCACAAGUACGAGCUCAUUGAAGACCAGGAGCAGACAUAUGGUGAAGGGUAA